AUGCUGUUUAUGACUCUGGUGACUCUCAAGCACGCGGGUACAUGGGACAUUCUCUCCGCCAGCUUCGACGAGAGUGCCGCCACGUUCAGCAGCCGCAUCCACAACUUCGUUCGCGUCCUUCACCCGUACUUGGUCCGCAAGUACAUCGAUGAGCAAGGCAUGGAGUGGACGAUGCAGCAACUUGCUGUCACUGGCCUCCAGAUCACAACCCACAAGUCGGCGCUGUAUGCAGUUGAUGUGACGUUCCAGCAGACCACUGUCCCGGCGGUGAAAUUCGGCGAAAAGAAGACGUACUUCUCCAAGAAGCACGGGCUUUAUGGGCACAAGGUUGAGGUGUCUGUUGCACCCAAUGGCUUGGCGAUCAAUGUCACGGAUUGCGCUGUGGGAAGUACGUCGGACAUCGAAAUGUUCAAGGCUAACCUGGGCUUUCACUCGGCGCAACUGGAGAAGCAACCCAACGAUACCAAUGUCAGCGACACCGAGACGCUCCGCGACAAGUUUCCGAACCAGUGGGCAGUCCUUGCGGACAAGGGCUAUCAAGGCAUCCAAGAGUACGUCCGUGGUUUCACGCCAGUCAAGCGUCCCCCGCACGGUCAACUGACGAUGGAGCAGGAGCGGGCGAAUGCAAAGCUGUCGUCGGACCGCGUAAUUGUGGAGAACUUCUUUGGACGGCUCAAGACGCUGUGGGGUCUGGUGUCGGACAAGUACACAUGGAAGCGGGAUGAGUACAACAUGUACUUUCAGACUUGCGUGGCCCUCACGAACAUCCACGUUCGGUUCAAUCCAUUGCGGAGCGUGGACGGUGAGGGCUACAAUCAGUACAAGAACUGGCUGCUCUCGAUUGGAAGCAAGAUCAAGUCCAAGAACGCUUCGUCCAAGGCGAAGUAUCGUGAGAACCGCAGGGCCCGGAUUCAGGCUGUGUUGCGUCGUGCAAGCACUGGCUACACCAGUGACGACUACGGCGUUGGUUACGACGAGGGAAACGAUAUCUUUGAUUAA
Aphanomyces astaci is the source of this 999-nucleotide messenger RNA. RefSeq lists its product as hypothetical. Lineage: Eukaryota; Oomycota; Saprolegniomycetes; Saprolegniales; Verrucalvaceae. The transcript has a single exon. Bases 1 to 999 code for a protein of 332 amino acids. The record is from RefSeq and is a predicted model, not a curated record.